Molecule: messenger RNA, 1416 nt
Organism: Lycium ferocissimum
Lineage: Eukaryota; Viridiplantae; Streptophyta; Magnoliopsida; Solanales; Solanaceae
Product: inositol oxygenase 2-like
Exons: 10
Coding region: 243-1205 (320 amino acids)
Biological process (GO): inositol catabolic process
Cellular component (GO): cytoplasm
Molecular function (GO): iron ion binding; inositol oxygenase activity
Source: RefSeq, a predicted model, not a curated record
AAUAUCCUAUUUUGCAAACUUUAAGGAGUCACUAGAUUUUCUUUUGAGGACUCCACUGAACAACAUGUUUCUUUUCAGGACUCUAAAAUAUUCCAAAUUUCAUGCAAGGACAUUUUACUCUGACUACUAUAAAUAGCCACAUUUUUCAAUAGCCUUCACAUCACAAAACACAAAAUCCCAUUUGCAUUAUUUGCUAGAUAUCUCCUGAUUUAAUUAUAUUUUGUUGAUUUUUUUGUGGGAAGAUGACUAUUCUCAUUGAGCAGCCUGAGUACGGUUUACAAGUGGAGGAGAAAAAAGUCCCAUUCAACCCCAAUGAACUUAUUUUGGACGGUGGAUUUGUGGAACCAAAGACAUUAAUGCCUUCUGAUGAUGGAUUUGAAGUGCCAGACAUAAACGCAUUUGGUCAAUCAUUUAGGGAUUAUAAUGCAGAAAGUGAGAGACAAAAGACAGUGGAGGAAUUUUACAGGGUUCAACACAUUAACCAAACCUAUGACUAUGUGAAAAGAAUGAGAGAAGAAUAUGGCAAAUUGAACAAAAUUGAAAUGAGUAUUUGGGAUUGUUGUGAACUUCUAAAUGACGUGGUUGAUGAUAGUGAUCCUGAUUUGGAUGAACCACAAAUUGAGCACUUACUACAAACUGCUGAAGCUAUUAGGAAAGAUUAUCCAAAUGAAGAUUGGCUUCAUUUGACUGCCCUCAUUCAUGAUCUAGGGAAAGUGCUUCUUCUUCCAAGUUUUGGAGGGCUUCCUCAAUGGGCUGUUGUUGGAGAUACAUUUCCUCUUGGUUGUGCUUUUGAUGAAUCAAUUGUUCACCACAAGUAUUUUAAGGAAAAUCCAGACAUCAAAAAUCCUAUUUACAACACAAAGAAUGGAGUAUAUCAAGAAGGUUGUGGACUUGACAAGGUUGUUAUGUCAUGGGGACAUGAUGAUUAUAUGUAUUUGGUCUCCAAGGAAAAUGGAACUACUCUUCCUUCAGCUGCUUUGUUUGUCAUCCGUUACCAUUCUUUCUAUGCAUUACAUAGGUCAGGAGCUUACACACAUUUGAUGAAUGAGGAGGACAGAGAGAACAUGAAGUGGCUCAAGAUUUUUAACAAAUAUGAUUUAUAUAGCAAGAGCAAAGUUCGAAUUGAUGUGGAAAAAGUCAAGCCAUACUAUCACUCUCUCAUUGAAAAGUAUUUCCCAACAAAGCUCAGAUGGAGAAAGGCAUAAGAAGCAUUAUGGUGAUGACUGGGUCCACGGUGGUAGAGUAGAUACAUAUAUAAUUGGUUUAAGAAAUAAAGCUAUUUACAGCUGUAUUUCACAUCCCUUUGUUGAUUAUUGAUGUAAUAUUUUACUUUCGAAAUGUCAUUUUCUAUUUUUUCAUUUAAAAAAUGUAUUUGUCUCUUUCAUUCAUGAAUAAAUUCCAUUGACAGUUCCGAAA